GGCCGGCCGGCGGGAAGCCCCGAGCGCGUGUGCGUGUGUGUGCGCGCGCGGCGACGAGCGGAGAGGGAGAACUGUCGGUCACCUGCGAUAGCCUCGCGAGCCAGGCAAUCUAUCUAUCUGGGCUCGGGUCGAGUCGUGUCCGUCGGCGCUCCUGGACUCGAGAGAUGGCUCCUUGAGGUUGCAAGGGGACAGAAGUGCCUUCCGACGUUCGGUGGUACAAUGUACCUCAUCGAUGUACAACACACCAAAUCACCUCGAUGCGACGCGCGCUGUACCCACAGCAGCUGUUGACGACUUCCAACCGCCGUUUGCACCUGGGUUGUAAUCGCUCAGUCCCGAAUCGCAGGCGAACCAGCUUCAGCCAAGACCUCCUUCUCUCUUCCCCAGCAGCAACAUGUGCAUCCUUUGCUCCGGCGAGCCCGUGGAGGACGAUGUGCGCAAGGGCAACCCGGGCGCCUUCCACGUGGGCAUGAUGCAGGCGCCGUCCGCCGACCCCUUGUGCUGCCUGGGCUCGUGCCUCUGUCCGUGCUGCGCGCAGAUCGUUAUCCGCCGCAAGGCGCUCAACUACGACAUGAGCAACUACACGUGCUGCCAGGGCUACAUGGACGGCAUCGUGCCCUGCGCGCGCUCGGGCCGCUGCGGCGAGUCCAGCUGCCCCAACUGCUGCCUGUGUCUUGAGGCCUUCUUCUGCAACGGCUGCGCCGUGUCGGCCACGCGCAUGAUGGUCAUGGACCGCUACCGUCUGCAGCCGGACAAGUGGGACAACCGCAUUAUCCGAUGCAACAACUGCAUUCAACUGGCGAGCUGCAUCUGCAGCCUGCUGUCGAUCUGCAUCUCGGAGCUGGGCGACCUCGCGGACAUCAUGAACUGCAUCGCGCAGUGCACGUACGCCACUACACAGGGCUGCAUGACGGCCCAGGUGAACGUGGAGCUGCGCGAGCGCGAGAAGGGCUUCGAGGUGCCGGACGAGACCAUGGAUCGCGUCUGA
This is a messenger RNA of Phytophthora sojae, 988 nucleotides long. RefSeq lists its product as hypothetical. Lineage: Eukaryota; Oomycota; Peronosporomycetes; Peronosporales; Peronosporaceae. The record is from RefSeq and is a predicted model, not a curated record. The coding region runs from base 395 to 988 and encodes 197 amino acids. The transcript is spliced from 4 exons.